AUGGAUGGAUGGAACAAAUUUCAAUCCAGCCUUGCUGGACUCAAUCUUGGCCAGUCGGCGAACAAGCUGGCCAAAGGGUUCAAUACCAGUGUCCAAGCGACAAAGGAACGUCUUGGUCAAGUCGCUGUGGACGAGAUAACUGAGCUUCCUCAAGAAUAUAAGGACUUGGAGGCUCGGGUUGACAACUUGCGGCAGGUUCACCUUACAUUGCUUAGAAUUACCAAGGUCUACGAGACGGAGACAUACGAUUAUCCUACUCAAAUCCAGGAGUCUAUUUCGGAGCUCGGUACCACAAUUGGUCAGGGCAUCUCCAACUUUGCUGCGACUAAUCUGAGGGGCACCAACCUUCCCGUCCCUCCACCCGCCACACCCCCUAUUGCACAACACAAAACCCUUCCCCACGCGCUUGGCCGAGCAUCUACCACCGCUGCUGCGACCCUUCAGGCCGCGACAGGUGGCGGCGAUGAGAAAUUAGGCAAGGCGCUCGACACGUACUCUAGUGCUUGGGAGAAGAUUGCGGAUGCUCGCAUCGAGCAGGACGCUGCGAUCAAGACCCAAUUCUUGCAACCUUGGCAGACAACUUUGUCUACAUCGAUAGCUGUCGCGAUGAAGGCUCGCCAAGCCGUGCGGGUGAGCCGCCUUGAGCUGGACUCGGCAAAGCAAGUUCUCAAGACCACGGGUCCUUCGAAGCAGGAGACUGCAAGGCUCGAAGUAGAGAACGCGGAGGACGACCUUGUACAGAAGACAGAGGUUGCGAUCACACUUAUGAAAGCAGUUUUAGACAACCCUGAGCCUCUUAAAAACUUAAACGAACUUGCCAAGGCACAGUUAAUUUAUUAUGCUACUGCAGCAGAGGCAUUGUCGACCGUUCAAGGAGAAAUUGAGGAGCUAAGUGUCGCCGCGGAAGGCGAGUACAGGUAA
This is a messenger RNA of Fibroporia radiculosa, 921 nucleotides long. RefSeq lists its product as uncharacterized. Bases 1 to 921 code for a protein of 306 amino acids. Lineage: Eukaryota; Fungi; Basidiomycota; Agaricomycetes; Polyporales; Fibroporiaceae. The transcript has 6 exons. The record is from RefSeq and is a predicted model, not a curated record.